This is a messenger RNA of Rhizoctonia solani, 672 nucleotides long. RefSeq names its product methylene-fatty-acyl-phospholipid synthase. Lineage: Eukaryota; Fungi; Basidiomycota; Agaricomycetes; Cantharellales; Ceratobasidiaceae. Bases 1 to 672 code for a protein of 223 amino acids. The transcript has 6 exons. Gene Ontology annotation, biological process: phosphatidylcholine biosynthetic process. Gene Ontology annotation, molecular function: S-adenosylmethionine-dependent methyltransferase activity. The record is from RefSeq and is a predicted model, not a curated record.
AUGGACGAAAUGAACAAAGUCAACAAGCGGGUGGUUGAUCACUCAUAUUACCAGACUCAUCCGACAAUGUCUCAAGUAGAUCUUGCGUCGCUCGUUGACUUUAACAAGCGCUCGUUCUGGGUCUCGGUAGGAACGAUUCUAUGGAACCCUCUGUUCUGGAAUUGCGUAGCGCAGAAUGAAUACCACAACAAGACAAUUACAAAAACAUUACGUGGAAAUAGAUACCUCGGUUGCUACCUGUUGGCUAUAACCAUCUUCUCCCUGGGAAUGUUCCGAGACGCAAUGUACCAUAACGCUCUCAAAGAACAACCGGCAAGUGACCUCAUCAAUCCGGCUAUUGCGAAACCUCUCGCAGCUGUACUUUUCGUAGUGGGCCAGACAUUCGUCUUGACUUCUACAUGGGCCUUGGGGAUAACUGGAACUUUCUUGGGCGAUUACUUUGGAAUCCUAAUGUCUGAACGCGUCACUGGGUUCCCCUUCAAUGUUGUGGAGAACCCGAUGUACGUUGGGAGCACCAUGUGCUUCGCUGCUACUGCCUUGUGGUACUCGUCUCCUGCUGGGCUCCUCCUAACGUUGUUGGUGCACAUUGUGUAUUCCAUCGCACUUCGCUAUGAGGGUCCUUUCACAACCAUGAUCUACUCUCGAGCUGCGAAGCAGUCCAAGGCACAGUAA